AUGAGCAUGAUGUGGCAUUCUGUUUCCAGCUUGAUGCCCCUCAUCGAUAAAUCCAAAGUGGAAUGCCUGAACGAAGAUGCACAGCACUCCAUUCGCGGCAUCAUCGAAGGAGCUUCAGAGUCGGCAUACGUGAGCUCAUCGAAUGAGGACCCUCAGUUACUUAUCAAGCUCGGUUUUUCUAACCCCGUAAAGCUUUCUUCCCUAAUGAUAAAGUCUCCGCCAGGGAGCGCUGAAGCCGGAGAGGUGCCAAAAACUGUCAAACUCUUCACUAACAACCUUGCGAUGGGGUUUUCGGAAGCUGAAUCUGAAGCUCCAAUUCAAGAAGUGACACUCGAUGAGAACGAAGUUGAAAGUGGAUGCACCAUCCCCCUUCGGUUCGUCAAGUUCCAAAAUGUCUCCACUCUUGUCAUUUUUGUCGAAAGUAAUAACGGUUCCGAUCAGACAAAAAUUUCUGAGAUUGACGUCUUCGGAGUUCCUACGGAAAAAAUGGAAAUGAAAGAAUGGAAACCCGUGAAAGAAAGUGAAAGGCUCGCUCCAAAUGACACCUGA
This is a messenger RNA of Besnoitia besnoiti, 549 nucleotides long. RefSeq names its product proteasome-interacting thioredoxin domain-containing protein. The coding region runs from base 1 to 549 and encodes 182 amino acids. The transcript has 7 exons. The record is from RefSeq and is a predicted model, not a curated record. NCBI's taxonomy places the organism in Eukaryota, Apicomplexa, Conoidasida, Eucoccidiorida, Sarcocystidae.